AUGUAUGUUAUAUAUGUCUACUAUACUUUAUUCAUCAAUUUCCAUUUCAUUCAAGGGCCAUGUUUGUUUGAAUCUGGACUUAUUCCUGAAAAAUUCUCUUAUCAAGAUGACAUCAAGUGUCCGUCUUAUGGUAUUGGCCUAACAAAUAUUGUCAUGAGAACAACACGUGGUAGUUCUGAUUUGUCAAGAAAAGAAAUCAAAGAUGGAGUUGAAGAUUUAAUCUCCAAAAUUAAAAGACUAAAACCUUUAGUAGCUUGUUUCAAUGGCAAAGGAAUUUAUGAAAUAUUCUCAAGAUCAAAGUGUGAAAUAGGAAAUCAGCCAGAUUGCAUACCAGGGACAGAUGUUCCUGUUUAUGUCAUGCCAUCAACAUCAGGUCGUACGAUGACGUACCCUCGUGCCAGCGACAAGCUUCGGUUUUUUCAAGAACUCAAAGAGUUGCGAGAUGCGAGGAAAGCUAUGUUAGCAAAUACCGUAGCUGAAGACAACACUUGAAGAUAAAAACGUAUUUGUGGAUCGUACAACUAAACGAUGAUUGAAAAAUCAUCAUGAGUGUAGAAAAAGGCUGUAUAAAUCCUAACACAGCCGGCAACUGUUGGAUUGUGGGCACCUCAGUACUACGGACGCCCAUUAUUACGGAAACUUGAAUACAGUAAAUCCCCUCUCCCCAAAAAGAUAUUGAAAUAACUGCAAAAACAUGGCGAUUCUAUUUAUUGUGUCAUUUUAAUUAAAAUUCCUGA
Molecule: messenger RNA, 737 nt
Organism: Exaiptasia diaphana
Lineage: Eukaryota; Metazoa; Cnidaria; Anthozoa; Actiniaria; Aiptasiidae
Product: G/T mismatch-specific thymine DNA glycosylase
Exons: 4
Coding region: 1-492 (163 amino acids)
Biological process (GO): base-excision repair, AP site formation
Cellular component (GO): nucleus
Molecular function (GO): mismatch base pair DNA N-glycosylase activity
Source: RefSeq, a predicted model, not a curated record